Messenger RNA from Rhinichthys klamathensis goyatoka, 1208 nucleotides. RefSeq names its product DNA damage-inducible transcript 4-like protein. Gene Ontology annotation, cellular component: cytoplasm. Gene Ontology annotation, biological process: negative regulation of signal transduction. Bases 61 to 648 code for a protein of 195 amino acids. The record is from RefSeq and is a predicted model, not a curated record. The transcript has 2 exons. Lineage: Eukaryota; Metazoa; Chordata; Actinopteri; Cypriniformes; Leuciscidae.
UGCAGCAUUUAAUCCAGAAUCUUAAUUUUUCAGCACUUUAUACAAAACAGGAUUUUCACAAUGGUUGCAACAAGCACAUUAAACAGAAACUCGGAAUGCCUCUCUGAAUUUGCUGGUAGAGGAUAUGACCUGACUUGCAUCGAUCAUGAAAUGGACUUUUGGGAACGGUGUUUGGCAGAGCCUUACCUGGGUGCAGAAGUGUGUGAGGAACAGACAUGUCAGCAGCUCGCCCAGCUGCUUGAGGGCUGUUUGUCUAGGGCCAAAGCCAGCAAGCUGAAAUGUGCCCAUGUGCUGGUGCCAGAGACUCUCACCCGGCGGGUGGCACGGGACAUGCUCAGGUUGGCAGCAGGGGAGCCGUGUGGGUUGCGGGGCUGUGUGCUGGAUGUGCAUCUCGAGCUGGAAGAGCAGCAGCACCGCUGUGAGAGACUCGAGCGACUUGCUUGCGACGCUACUGUGGUGCCAACUUUUGAAUUGACAUUGGUUUUCAAACAGGAUGGUGGUGGCUGGCCGAGUCUGAGGGAUUUUUUGCGCAUCGGUACGUGUUUCCCACCUGGCACCCACCGUGCACUUAAGCUUCGCCCUGGGUUUAGGCUUAUUAAGAAAAAACUGUACACCUCCGCAGCUGGAACUAUAGUUGAGGAGUGCUGAGAUGUAGAUGGGGAGGAAAGGCUGGAGUUUAAAGAUGCAUUUGAAUGCACUUACUUUAUGAGUGUAAGAGUCUGCUGGGGAAGCAAAACUCAAGUUUUUGUAAGCUUUUUUUUAAUCAGUAAUAGAAGAGUUUUUGUUUGGUGGUUUGUUUGUUUUUUGGCACAAAAUGACAUGGAACAAAAUGGAGAGUGAUUGUUUAUAGGUAUUCGCUGUAGUUUUUGAACACAUUAAGGAUAGUGUUUAAUAUUGGCCUUGACCUUGUGCCAGCUUCAUCUAAAAUGGUCAUAAUUAUGCUCAAAUGAAGGGUUCACGAAGUGUUUCCUUUUAUAUAUCACACAUGAAUUCAUUCAUCAUUAGAUGUGUUUUCAAAGUUGAGUUAUUUGACUACUGAAGUUUUAAAUUUAAGUACAGGAAAGCAUCGCUCUAAAGGGGGCCAUAUUUCUGAAUGUAUUGGGUCUGUGCUCAUGAAGUCUUUCUAAUGUAAAUGUCAAGAUUUCCAACUGGUCACUGUUGUUUUUUUAGGAGAAUAUAUGGAUAGGGCUUUGUAAGGUGUUUAUUUU